UACUUCCGGUGUGCGGUGACGCGUCUUUAAACAGUGUGUCUGCAGGCUGUCGCAGUUUGAUCCUCUUCUCCUCACAAACAGCAUCGUUGAGAAUAAAAAGAGCAGCCAUGGCGCAGGGGCUCAAAGACAGGUUCGAGAAGUUCCUCCAUGAGAAGAACUUCAUGACAGAAACUCUGGCGAAGAUAGAGGCGAAGACUGGAGUCAGCCGGACCUACAUCGCUGUGGCUGUGAUCGGGAUCAUCUCGGUGUACCUGGUGAUCGGGUACGGAGCCUCCCUGCUGUGCAACCUCAUCGGCUUCCUCUAUCCUGCAUACAUAUCGAGUCCACGAGGAGCCGGAUAUAGACCGAGCCGGAUUAUGUGCUGCUUACGACACUCUCAUUAUGUGAUCUCAGAAAUAAAACAUCUGGUAUUUUAGGAGUUAAACAUGGUG
This is a messenger RNA of Notothenia coriiceps (black rockcod), 431 nucleotides long. Its product is annotated as receptor expression-enhancing protein 5-like. The record is from RefSeq and is a predicted model, not a curated record. The coding region runs from base 108 to 416 and encodes 102 amino acids. NCBI's taxonomy places the organism in Eukaryota, Metazoa, Chordata, Actinopteri, Perciformes, Nototheniidae. The transcript is spliced from 3 exons.